This is a messenger RNA of Alternaria burnsii, 2520 nucleotides long. RefSeq lists its product as uncharacterized. The coding region runs from base 1 to 2520 and encodes 839 amino acids. The transcript has 6 exons. Gene Ontology annotation, molecular function: S-adenosylmethionine-dependent methyltransferase activity. The record is from RefSeq and is a predicted model, not a curated record. NCBI's taxonomy places the organism in Eukaryota, Fungi, Ascomycota, Dothideomycetes, Pleosporales, Pleosporaceae.
AUGUUUCCAACCUUUGAUGUCCCUCCUCAACACGCGGAGACAGUAGGCGCCCGCAAGGCAAGAAAGGCUAGGGAAGAUGACACUUCCAGAAGGUCGUUCUCCGCAACUUCGCAAUCUUCAGGGAGCACGCACAGCAGCAAACGUCAAGAUGCCCCAAGUCUAUCAGACUCAAGAUCUGGAGGGAAGACUGGCUUUGGCGGAUGGUUUAGCAAGAGCAGUAAGAAGGACAUCCAGGAGAUCGCGCCACUGUCAACACACAAGGAGAUGCAGCGUCAAAAGGAGCCAGCACUUGAGCCAGAGUUAGAACUAGAACUCGAUCAAGGACCAGCACCACCGACAGCUCCCUUGGAGACACAGCAGCAAGCACCCGGACGACCACCGUCACAACGUUCUGAGCAGACGUCUCGAACUCUCCGUCCACACCAUUUUCUGCCACCGCUGCCAACUCCUCCCCCUUCUAUUGGGCUUCCACCAACACCCGUCUCCAUGAAUGUGUCUUCAGGAAUGCUAAGCCCUAUUAGUAUAUCAGACAGGAAGUCACAGUACUCUACGAUUUCCCGUGCCUCGUCCAACCAAUCCAGCGUUACUCAUUCCAAUAACAGUGUCUUCUCCGGUACUUCAGGUUACGAGACUACCCUCUCAGAAGAUGCUUACGAUGAGCCGCGCUCUGCCAGGGCUCCGUCCCAAUCUCAACCGGUGUCACACACCCCAUAUUUUGAACCGGUCGAGCGCGGUUCGCGGACCGGCAGCAGACAGAGUAACGAACGUGAUCAAAGCGUCAAGGUCUCUCAAACGCCCUUUACCCGUGCGUUAGCCAAGAUGGAGAGUGCUGGUACUCGCAUCAUGUCUGCACGCUUGAGUGAGGAAUGGGAUGGUUUGGACGACGACGAAAGUUACCAAGAGAUCAUGUUCGAGAAGCGGUUGUGGGCACUGACCGCCUAUCAACGCCUAACACAGAAUAAACCUCUACAGUCACCCGCUCAUGAAUUACUCAGCAAUAGUCGGCCAGCAGAUCAGAGGAGAGUUCUUCAAAUACAUGGGUCCUUAGCGGACGGAUGGAUGCUCGCAAACCGGUACCCUUCGGUAACAGUAUAUACACUAUCCUCCACGAAAAGCCACCCCGCUACGACGUAUCCUGCUCCUUUAAACCACCAUUCAUUAUAUACCCCUUCCCUUGCGUCUUCAGCGCCCUUCCCUGAUAACUAUUUCGAUGCCGUUAUCUCGCGCACAGCCGCGACCGUUCUUCGAAACGAUGAUUGGGCGCGAUCAUUCUUUGACUGUAUGCGUGUGCUCAAGCCAGGAGGACAACUUGAGAUGCUUUCAGUAGAUGCGCACAUGAGCUGCGAGGGACCCAAGCUAUCUUCAUGGGUUGACGAACAUAUAUCUUGCAAAUUAGAGGCUCAUGGUGUGAGCAAGGAAGCGUCGGACACCGUUCUCGACACGAUGGAGAUAGUGGGGCUCGAGAACAUUCGUCGCGCUCGUAUCGCAUUGCCUGCACAUCCGCCCAAAGCAGUGGCAAAGGUAGCACCAUCCGCAUCACAUACCUUUGGUGCUACGAUACCACCCUCUUCGCCACAGGACACCUUAGACGCUACCAAGAUGAUGGCUUUUCUCGGCCGCCACUUCUAUCAAGAUCUCUACAGCAGGUUCAUGAACAUGGAUCAGGGCGAAGAGUGGUUCUGGUCACACAAGGAUCUUCGGGAUGAGAUCGAUCGAUACAAGACAAAGAUCGUACUUACCAUUUCUAUUGCGCAAAAGCCUGACGGCAUAUAUCCUACAAUGACUGCUUCCCAAAUCAGUCACGGCCAGAUCGGCAAGAUCAUAGAGGAUAUGGAAGAACUCCUACCUUCCGUAUCCAUCGAUAGGGCAGAUUAUCGAGCCUGUCGCACAACCUAUGGCUGUCUGUCCAGCACCUACAAGCGUUCCAAUGACUCUGACACUCCAGAAAAGGAAUACAAGGAGUUACAAGCGCUUGAAAAGACUCUGCGUCACCGUCUCUCCAGUCUCGAUGCUGACAGAGGUCUUCCGCGCAAAUUCAAGGGUCCACUCGACGAUCUCAAAUCAGGUGUCGACGGUGCACUCGAGCGCGGCGUAUCCACCGACUUUCUGAUUCAAGGUCUGAAAGACGCGUUGGAAGAUAAGCCAGGCGCUACACCUGCCCCGAAGCCCGUGCCCCCGAAGAUGGUAUCAGAGAAGCGGUUCAAAACAGUGUUGGACGAACUUCGCAACGAGAAAGAGAAGAACCGGAAGCUCAAUGAAGAAAACAAUCGCAUGGCUUUAGAACUCAAACGGUACCAGAUGCGCGAGAGGUCGGACGAUCUGGCGCAGGCUACUAUUAAGACUACAAAGAUACCGACUGUUCUACCUAUUUUGACGUCAACCGCAUCGUUCACGCCAUCUGUUCUGCCGUCCAUCAGAAGCGAACCCGGGUCGAAAGAGGUUAUCAACCAGAAGACAAAGAACAGGGAAGGAAGUCGAUUUUUGGAUCCCAAAGGUACUGAUCCUUUUAUCGCCGGAUGA